Rhopilema esculentum is the source of this 4472-nucleotide messenger RNA. RefSeq names its product muskelin. Gene Ontology annotation, cellular component: cytoplasm. The record is from RefSeq and is a predicted model, not a curated record. Gene Ontology annotation, molecular function: protein binding. NCBI's taxonomy places the organism in Eukaryota, Metazoa, Cnidaria, Scyphozoa, Rhizostomeae, Rhizostomatidae.
GCAAGAGACAAAGAAAUGUCAUAUAUAUAUAUACAAUUUAUGCUUAGGGGAUUGUCUUUUAAAGCAGGCAUCCGCCGUGGAUUCCUGACCCGUAAAAAAGGCCAGAUCCUUUCCCUCUGAAUUUCCCGGUGACUAUCCAUGACUUGAUAUAGAACAGUCAUUUCACUUCAUCCAUAUUGUCAAAUCUUUGUUAAACCGGGAACAGGGCAGGCACUUAUGACGUCACAUGAGCUUCCCUGUAUCUUAUUCGGGAAGGUGAUUACGCAUGCGUUAUUGUGAAUGGGAAGAGGGACAGCAUCAUGGCUGCCAAAGAUGGGCAUCUAUCAUACAUUGUGCAUCAGUGGUCAAGUUUUUCUGCAAAUUACAAUCCAAACAAUAUUCUUGAUGAUAAACCACAUGAUCAGUCUUCAAGAUGGUCCUCAGAUAGCAACUUCCCUCCUCAGUAUUUGAUUCUGAAAUUAACAAAACCUGCAAUUGUCACAACAAUCACAUUUGGUAAAUAUGAGAAAAGUCAUGUCUGCAACUUGAAGAAACUAAAGGUCUAUGGCGGAUUAAACACUGAGCACAUGAUUGAAAUCAUGUCAGGGGGCCUGAAAAAUGACAGUCUUAAAGAGACAUUCACACUAAAACACGAGUUAGAAAAGAAGAUGUUCCCAUGCAAGUUUGUCAAAAUCGUACCUCUCAUGGCAUGGGGCUCUAAUUUCAAUUUCAGUAUUUGGCAUGUGUCAUUAAAAGGCAUUGAUGACCCAGAGACAAUAAAGCCAUGUUUGAAGUGGUACAAAAAUUACAGGGAAAGGGAAGCAAUCAGGCUGUGUCUCAAGCAUUUUCGCCAAAAGAACUACAUAGAUGCAUUUGAUUCGCUUCAAAAGAGGACGAAGAUAUCUUUAGAGCACCCCAUGUUGACAGAGCUCCAUGCAUAUCUAGUUAAAGAUGGAAGAUUUGAAGGCACAGAGAGGAUUAUCGAGCAAGCUGGUGCAGAUGGCUUGUUUGAUGCCUUCAUCGCUCAACAAGAAUACGAACCCAAGUGGAUACCUAUUAUUCCUUUAAAUGAAGACGGUGAAGAGAGCACUCAUCGCCCAGGGAUGCGUGGGGGCCAUCAAAUGUGCAUCGAUGCGGAAGGCUCUGUCAUAUAUUUACUCGGAGGCUGGGAUGGUAUACAUGAUCUGUCAGACUUCUGGGCCUAUCACUGCAAUAGGGGGCAAUGGGAAUGUCUCUCACUUGAAACUGCGAGCGAUGGUGGACCGAGUGCACGAUCUUGUCACAAAAUAUGCCUUGAUACGAAACGACACACACUUUACACGCUGGGACGAUACCUUGAUUCUGAAACGAGAGCGAAUGCUGAUCUAAAGAGUGAUUUUUACCGUUAUGACCUUCAAACUGGCCAUUGGGAACGCAUCACAGAGGACACAGCCAAGGAAGGUGGCCCACAAUUGGUUUUUGAUCACCAGAUGAUAUUUGACCCUAUUACUGACAACAUCUUCGUGUUUGGUGGGAGAAUUCUCACAAACUCUUCAUUAGAUGACCGGUCGUUUGAGCCCCAGUUUAGCGGACUAUAUUCCUAUAAUAUACCAACAAACACAUGGAAAAAGCUGAGAGACGACACUAAUUCACGUGAGGCAGGUGAAAUGAAGUCCAGAAUAGGCCAUUCCAUGUUAUUUCACACGGAAGAACGCUUGCUGUAUAUUUUUGCCGGGCAGCGAGGAAAAGAAUUUCUCAGUGAUUUCUUUACGUACAGCGUGGAUACAGGGGAAGUUCGUAAUAUUUUGGAAAAAGGGGAAAGCAGGCAGAUUCCAGCCGCUGGUUUUACACAGAGGUCGACGAUUGAUUCAGAAUUGAACGAAAUUUACGUUUUAUCGGGUUUAAGCAAAGAUAAGGAAAAAAGGGAAGAAACAGUACGAAACUCUUUUUGGGUGCACGAUAUUAAACGAGGGAAAUGGUUCUGCGUUUAUCAGAACGAAAACAUGGGACAACAUUAUUGGACAAAGAUGCAAUAUGUUGAACCUUGUCCACGUUUCGCACAUCAACUUGUCUAUGAUUCCGUUAACAAAACACACUACUUGUUUGGUGGUAAUCCUGGAAAGUCUAGUCUUCCAAAAAUGCGACUGGAUGACUUUUGGAUGUUGAAACUUCAAAGGCCUAACCUCGAUUAUCUGGUUCGACGCUGCAAGUUUAUGAUAAGAAAACACAGGUAUCGGGAGUUAACCCAGCAAAACAAAAUAAAAGCAUUGUCAUACCUACAGACUGAGGUCUCGGAACUAGUUGAUCACACGGAUACAGCAGAGAGAAUGGAGUUUGAAUCGCUCGCCUCUACGUUAUUCUCACCAAAAAUAUCCUCAUCUGAUUCAAGUGCAUCAAGUGACGAUGAAGAUUUUGAAUCUUCCGUCGUUUCUUCUUCUGUACACAAACAUCGAGUUGAGCUUUUCGAUCGUUUGACAGCGUACUUUCCUGAAAAUAUGGUCCAACCUAAAGGAAACUUAGUAGACCUGAUGACUGUAUAGGUUUAAAAAUUGUCCAGUUAAUGUAUGGUAGUGAUUGUAUUGUUUUUUGUGAUUGUGCUUUUGUUGAGUUGUCGUUUAAUACAUUGUACAUAAAGCUGUAGAGAUAUUACAUUUGUUAACUGCAAUUUUAGAGUGGAACCUUUUGUUACAGAGUGCAACUUGAUAAAGUUUGUUUUAUUGAAUAACUACUACGCGAACUGUAUAUUGCGACUAAAUUUUGUAGUUUAAGUUCAGUUUUCUCUCUAUAUAUGAAAUUCCUUUUUAACUCAAAGCCUAGGGUUAAUCGAUAUUGUAGUUCAGGAGCCAUCGCCGGUGUCAUGUGACUUCAGUGAAAGUCAAGCGACGUAUCAGUGAAUUGGUUCCGUGACCACUCGCCCAGUUGAACCAGUUAGUGACAGGCAAUCGUAGUGCAAGAUAAGGCAAACCUUGGGCAUGCUAAGAAGUGCAAUGGUUUAGUCGCGCGACAAGAGCGAUUCAUUUGGCAACCAUCACUGAUAUGAGAGAGGUUAAGGGCAACAAAAUAUGAUAAAGUAAAACUUUUCAAAAAUAUUUUCCCUUUAUGAAUGAAAGGAUUAGGUAGCUUUCCUCUAAACAUUUAUUUUGAAAGUUGUACAGUUAUGGUGCUUUUUUGUCCGGUUGAAACGUGGCCACUUGUAAGGCCAAUUUUAACCACCCCAGCUGACACGCCCUUCAUCGAAAUUAUCAGAAUUCUUGCCCCACCUAAAAAUAUGCAAGUCACGAUUUAUACUCUUUAUAAUUUAAUGAUACUAUGUCGUGUAUAAAACCAUUUUUUACCAAGCAACCAUCCUCACGCUAAAAGACAAUAUUAGCAACGCAUUUUAAAUAACUAACGCAUUCAUAUAUAAUUUUUAUUCUCAUUUCGACCAUAGGAGUUUAUUUUUUUUAAUAUACUUGAAUAUUGUUGUAAUUCCACAAGACUUUAUGCCGGCUUAAAAAUAUAAAGUAUAUGUCAUAUUCUAUGGUAGCUUUUUCAUCUACCAGCUAUCGAUGAAUGAAACUUUGGAUGACGUAGGAAAGGCGAUUAAGGCUGUUCAUGUACUUCGGAAAUGGUAUAUCAUUGGCUAGUAAGGUAAACGAUAUCUGAUUUCAAAAUGGGUCCGUUCGCACCCCGUUCUCACUCUCCCUUUGCAACAGAAUUUUACCUAUAUUUAGUCACAUAGUCACUUUUGUUAAAAAUUUGACGGAUAUGCACCGCAGGAUGUUUUAUCCAGUGUCUGCCUUUUGAAGUAUCAUUGCAAAAUUAAUUUGUAUGUUUAGUAUUCUCCUCUUACUUGUCCUCCCAAGCAAGUGACUCACCAUUGUAACAUUAUCCCAAGUAAAGUUAUCCGAAGUAAUAAGCAAUAUAAUUUUUUGAAGCUUCUAUUAGUAAAUUUAGUUCUUUUAAAUCUUAUGUAAACCAUGGAAUCUUAAGUAUGCUCUAAUAAUAAGCCCAUUCGUUAGCCAUACUCUAGAAUUAUUCCUUUGUAUAAAGAGGUGCUUUCUGUAAUCCCAUUCUAGGAUGUUUUAAAUGUCAAAUUCGGUUCAAUGAAAUAUGUUUGAGAAGUUAGACUCGUUGCUUAACAUGAUUAGUUUUUUUUCAAAAAUGGGAAAAGAACAAUAUGGAAGCUUUCUUAAUUGUACUAGUUACAAAGGGUGGCCCUUCAUCCCAAACUCUUCUUUGUAUAAUGUGUUGGCCCGGUUAAUGUCGCAUAAAAAGAUCUGGCCUAAUCCCAAAAAUGAUGUGAAUUUUCUUUAGCGUAAAACAGUGUUGUUGUUAUGUGUUUGGCUGAUAUGUCUAGUGUCUUUUUCAAACGUUGUUUUGCUGUUUCUUGUAUACGUUAGCUUUAAAAAGAAAACCGUGUUGCCUCGGAAAUGAUUCGCUUUAAUGUUUCUUUUGGUGAGCGUAGUCUUUUGUAGAUUGCUUUUAAGUGUGUUUGUCUGGAUGGAGUAUCAUAAACGCAGAUGCAAAAACCA